AUGUCUGACAAAGACCCCAGAUUUACUUCAAAAUUUUGGAGGAGUCUUCAGACAGCUAUGGGAACUAAGUUAUCUUUCAAUUUGGGCGAUAAAUGGGAGAAACACUUGCCACUGGUGGAAUUUGCAUACAAUAAUAGCUUUCAAGCUACUAUCGACGUGAUUCCAUAUGAGGCAUUGUAUGGUCGAAGAUGUCAUUCACCAAUAUGUUGGGAUGAGGUUGACGAGAAGAGAAUUUUGGGUCCAGAACUUAUUAAGAAUACUGUAGAGGCGAUAGAUAGGAUCAGAAUGAGGAUUAAGAUAUCUCAAGACCGCCAAAAGAGUUACGCAGAUAAGAGAAGAAAAGAACUAGGAUUUGAGGUGGGAGAAAAAGUUGGAAAUGUAGCAUAUCAUUUGGCACUGCCACCGGAACUAUCGGCAAUGCAUGAUGUAUUUCAUAUUUCUAUGUUAAGGAAGUACAUCCAUGAUCCAAGUCAUGUGGUUAAUGCUCAGUCGUUGGGAGUGUGGAGUGAUAUGACUUAUGAAGAAGUACCUAUAAGGGUUAUAGAGAGAAAGGUACGCACAUUGAGAAAUCGAGAAGUGCCAUUAGUCAAAGUCCAAUGGAGUAGACAUGGGAAGGAUGAGGCUACAUGGGAGAGAGAAGCAGAUAUUUUGGCCAAGUAUCCAGACCUUCUUAUUGAGUAA
Molecule: messenger RNA, 681 nt
Organism: Olea europaea var. sylvestris
Lineage: Eukaryota; Viridiplantae; Streptophyta; Magnoliopsida; Lamiales; Oleaceae
Exons: 3
Coding region: 1-681 (226 amino acids)
Molecular function (GO): nucleic acid binding
Source: RefSeq, a predicted model, not a curated record